Molecule: messenger RNA, 2574 nt
Organism: Cavia porcellus (domestic guinea pig)
Lineage: Eukaryota; Metazoa; Chordata; Mammalia; Rodentia; Caviidae
Gene: Dpf2
Product: double PHD fingers 2
Exons: 12
Coding region: 190-1422 (410 amino acids)
Cellular component (GO): nucleus
Source: RefSeq, a predicted model, not a curated record
CAGAACAGCCACUGUGGAAGAAAGCGUGGAGUGUGGGCCUCCGGGUCGCAUCUAGGCUGUGUGAGACUCUGCUGCUCUGCCUCUCCGUGGAAGCUGUGAUACCCACCUCACAGGGUCGCUGGGAAACUUAGGGAUAGCUUUCAUUUCCACAUGAAAGAUACUAAACAGAAACAGUGGCUGUGACCUGUGAUGCAAGAAGUUGGGAUGGGGAAGGCAGGACUGAUGCUGGGAAACAGCCUCGGAGAGCAGUACUACAAAGAUGCCAUGGAGCAGUGCCACAAUUACAACGCCCGCCUCUGUGCUGAGCGCAGUGUGCGCCUGCCUUUCUUGGACUCCCAGACUGGAGUGGCCCAGAGCAACUGUUACAUCUGGAUGGAAAAGCGACACCGGGGUCCAGGAUUGGCCUCUGGCCAGCUAUACUCCUACCCUGCCCGCCGCUGGCGGAAAAAGCGGCGUGCCCACCCACCUGAGGAUCCCCGGCUUUCCUUCCCAUCUAUUAAACCAGACACAGACCAGACCCUGAAGAAGGAGGGACUUAUCUCUCAGGAUGGCAGCAGUUUAGAGGCUCUGCUGCGCACUGACCCCUUGGAGAAGCGAGGCGCCCCGGAUCCCAGGGUUGAUGAUGACAGCCUGGGCGAGUUCCCUGUAACCAACAGUCGAGCACGGAAGCGGAUCUUAGAACCAGAUGACUUUCUGGAUGACCUCGAUGAUGAGGACUAUGAAGAAGAUACUCCCAAGCGCCGAGGCAAGGGGAAAUCCAAGGGUAAGGGUGUGGGCAGUGCCCGGAAGAAGCUGGAUGCUUCCAUCCUGGAGGACCGAGACAAGCCCUAUGCCUGUGACAAUAGUUUCAAACAAAAGCAUACCUCGAAAGCGCCCCAGAGAGUUUGUGGGAAACGUUACAAGAACCGACCCGGCCUCAGCUACCAUUAUGCCCACUCCCAUCUGGCCGAGGAGGAAGGCGAGGACAAGGAAGACUCCCAGCCACCCACCCCUGUUUCCCAGAGGUCGGAGGAGCAGAAAUCCAAGAAAGGUCCUGAUGGAUUGGCUCUGCCCAACAAUUAUUGUGACUUCUGCCUGGGGGACUCAAAGAUAAACAAGAAGACAGGACAACCUGAGGAGCUAGUGUCCUGUUCUGACUGUGGCCGCUCAGGGCACCCGUCCUGCCUCCAGUUCACCCCUGUGAUGAUGGCAGCCGUGAAGACCUACCGCUGGCAGUGCAUCGAGUGCAAAUGCUGCAACCUCUGCGGUACCUCCGAGAAUGAUGACCAGCUGCUCUUCUGUGAUGACUGUGACCGUGGCUACCACAUGUACUGUCUCACCCCAUCCAUGUCUGAGCCCCCUGAAGGAAGCUGGAGCUGCCACCUGUGUCUGGACCUGUUGAAGGAGAAAGCGUCCAUCUACCAGAACCAGAACUCCUCCUGAUGCGCGGUCCCUCGCUCCCCACACACCUGAGGCUGUCUCUCUCCUUCACCUUGUUUUUUCAUACCCACCCUUUCCUCUUCCUUUCUUUCACAAGUCCAGAACUUCGGGGUGGUUGUGCCAAUCUGCCUUUGGCAACAGCAAGCAGAGGUGGCAGCUCUGACAGCCUCUGGCCCCGGCCCUCAGGGAGAAAGGAGCGGCUCCCUGCCCAAGAUGUAGCUGUGGGCCCAACUUCUCUGCUCUCCGUGAAGUGCAUUCACUCUGCUUGCCUUGGGCCCAGGCCCUGGUGCCCACAGGGUUCAACUGCGUCCUCUGAGAAAGAGUGGGGGAGCAGCUCACUUCUCUCAGCCUGGCCUCCGCUCUGGCCUUCAGGGUUCUCCUCCCAGAGCUGAGCCAGGCUGGGCCUCUACCAGGAGCCACUAGAAGUGAGCAGGGUGAGGCCGUGCUCGCCAGGAGCUUUCCGUGUUUCUCCUUGCCGCUUCCCUCAGGGCCCCUCUGUGCCCUCCGUCCUGCUACAUUGAGUCCUGUGAGCUAGGACCCUCUCCUCUGCCCUGCCCCCCCCCCCAGGGGAGUAGCACCUUCAACUGUCUUGUGCUUGCCCUGGGCGAUCUCUAGCACCCCAAGUACUCCUUCCCCUCAGAACCUCCUGUCUCCUGUCUGCCUCCUGUUCCCUUUGUUUUGUGAGGAGAAGGGAUGCUUCAGGGGCCAGGCCAGCAGCUUGGGGGCCACGGGAAGCCGUUGGAUAAUGUGCCUGUUUUUUAACUCGACAAAAAAGCCUACCUCCAAAAUCCCCUUUUUGUUCUUCCUGGACCUUGACAUUCAGCCUCCUGCCCUUAACUGAAUUGGGAACGUCUGCCUCCUGCUUGUGUCUCCUGGCUCCCGUGUCAUGGGAAGGCCAAAUAAAUGUCUGCUUCUCUCACACACUUUAGCAGUUAGUAAGGUCUUCACACCCUGAUUCUUUGGUUUUCUGCUUAGCGCCACCAACAUUAAAUAGGAAGGGGACAGUCUGUGCCAGGACACCAUGGAGUGGCCUUCCUCCUUGGCUGUAGGCAAGCUCUAACUCACUGUCACUUUGGAGUUGAGAUCCCCCCCCCCCUUUUAGUUCCUGUACUGUAUAAACAUUAGUAAAAAAAAAAAAAUAAACAUUUUUACGGA